CGCUCAGGCGGUCCGACCAAUCGGCCGCGGCGGGACGCGCGGGGUGGGGACAUCCGGAGCGGGCGGCCAGUCAGUGGCGAGGAGAGUGGAGGUGACUUAAAGGAGAAGGUUUAACCAUGAUGUACGCUUGUGCUAAGUUUGUCUCCUGUCCUGCUGUGGUUCGCAGCACUUCAAGGACAUUCCUUAGGCCUGUGUCAGCCUCUGUCUUAAGCAGACCAGAGCCCCGAAAUGAACAAGCACAGCUCCUCCCCGCACCAGGGAGCGCACUGAUGCAGGUUGUACGGCGGGACCUCCAGACCAGUGUCGCCACCAGGGACAUCGACACUGCUGCUAAGUUUAUUGGUGCUGGUGCUGCCACUGUGGGAGUGGCUGGCUCCGGUGCUGGCAUUGGAACUGUAUUCGGCAGCUUGAUUAUUGGAUAUGCCAGGAACCCUUCCCUGAAACAGCAACUUUUCUCCUACGCAAUCCUGGGCUUUGCCCUGUCUGAAGCCAUGGGACUCUUCUGUCUGAUGGUUGCCUUCCUCAUCCUGUUUGCCAUGUAAGUUCCUGCAGGAGAUGUGGAAGACGGCCGGGGAAGAGUAAAUUAUUGCAAUGGAUGGAUGGCUUCUGCCACCCCUAAGUAUUCAAAUGGAUUAUUAUUUUGUCCAGUCCAAUUGUGUAAGAACUCUUUGAUUUAGUCCAACAGGGUCGAUAUCUGAAUAAAAUGGUUAAACCAGCUUCUAAAA
Messenger RNA from Pristis pectinata (smalltooth sawfish), 725 nucleotides. RefSeq names its product ATP synthase membrane subunit c locus 1 (gene atp5mc1). NCBI's taxonomy places the organism in Eukaryota, Metazoa, Chordata, Chondrichthyes, Rhinopristiformes, Pristidae. Bases 117 to 542 code for a protein of 141 amino acids. Gene Ontology annotation, biological process: proton transmembrane transport; proton motive force-driven ATP synthesis. Gene Ontology annotation, molecular function: proton transmembrane transporter activity. The record is from RefSeq and is a predicted model, not a curated record. The transcript has 5 exons.